Molecule: messenger RNA, 4908 nt
Organism: Phodopus roborovskii (desert hamster)
Lineage: Eukaryota; Metazoa; Chordata; Mammalia; Rodentia; Cricetidae
Gene: Susd6
Product: sushi domain containing 6
Exons: 6
Coding region: 254-1165 (303 amino acids)
Source: RefSeq, a predicted model, not a curated record
AGCGCCCGACAGCACGAGCUAGUCCGGGGCACGCGAGGCGUCGCGGGGACCCGACAAGGAGUGCAGGAGGGCGCGCGCAGCGGCGGAGCGGGUUCUGCGGCGCGGGAGCUGCGAGCGCCCCCUUCCCGGAGGUCUCGGCGCGACUCCCGGGUGAAGCUACUCCUGGCUGGCUUUAUUCUUACUUCUGGAUUUUAAAGUCUUUCUCUUUAAAAAUUAAUUAAAUAAAUAAAUAAAAACAUCGGACGGAUAAAAGAUGUGCCAUGGCAGGAUAGCACCAAAGAGCAACUCAGCGUUUGUUGUGACCUCCGUGGGGCAUGGAGUGUUUCUUCAACUGGUGAUCCUUAGCACCCUGCUUGGAGAUGGAUUAACCUCUGUGUGUCCUCUGCCUCCAGAGCCAGAAAAUGGUGGCUACAUUUGCCAUCCCCGGCCCUGCAAAGACCCCUUGACAGCAGGCAGUGUCAUCGAGUACCUGUGUGCGGAAGGCUACAUGUUGAAGGGCGACUACAAAUACCUGACCUGCAAGGAUGGCGAGUGGAAGCCAGCCAUGGAGGUUAGCUGUCAUCUCAAUGAAGACAAAGAAACACACACGUCACUCGGGGUCCCUGCACUGUCCAUAGUGGCUUCCACUGCCAGCUCCGUGGCACUCAUUCUUCUCCUCGUGGUGCUGUUUGUACUGCUGCAGCCAAAGCUGAAGUCUUUCCAUCAUAGCAGGCGUGAUCAAGGGGUUUCUGGGGACCAAGUCUCCAUCAUGGUGGAUGGGGUCCAGGUUGCACUACCUUCAUACGAGGAAGCUGUGUAUGGCAGUUCUGGUCAUUGCAUGCCACCAGCUGACCCCAGAGUACAGAUCGUUCUGUCCGAAGGGUCUGCACCUAGUGGGAGGAGCAUGCCAAGAGAGCAGCAGCUGCAGGGACAGGGGGCCUGCUCCUCUGCAGGUGGAGAGGAUGAGGCCCCUGGCCACUCUGGGCUGUGUGAAGUCUGGGGUUCCCAGGGCUCAGAGACUGUCAUGGUGCACCAAGCAACCACAUCUUCCUGGGUGGCCGGCUCAGGGAGCAGCCAGCCGACACACAAAGACACUGCAGACUCGGAGAACAGUGACAUACAAAGCCUUCUAUCACUCACAUCAGAGGAGUACACAGAUGAUAUCCCGCUGUUGAAGGAAGCGUGAGGGCUGCCACGGGCCUCUCUCCUCCUGUGGGUUUGAGUACCAUGUCCUCUCCAGUUUCCCCACCUGGAUGCCUGAGCUGCCACCUGUGUAUCUGUGUGUACCUGAGGGCCUGCAGGCCACCCCGCUGGAUACUCAAGGAAGAUUCUCACCAUCUGCCCACUGAACAGCUGGAGGACCUGGCUCUUUGCCUGGCCCAGCCUUCCCAUCUGUCAGGGACAUGUCUGAAUGUGCUGGAUUGAACCCUCCCUUUCCGGAGCCACCACUGGGAUCCUUCCAGCCAGCUCUCUGGUGGCAGCCCCACAGCCAUGAGGGCCUGAGUACUGCUGUGUUUACUUGUGCCUUCCCCCACCCUGUCCAGGUUCCCCGAUAUGCAGGUGGGUUGCUGUCCACAGGCCUUAGUGGCUGUUGCCACCUGUACACAGGCUGGGACUGGAGCUGCAGAAACCAGAAACGGAUUGAACAGUAAGGCCCUCAAAGCAGGAGUGACUCUUAUUGGGGCCAGAAUGUGGGUUUCUGAGCUUGCCCUGUGUGUUGACACUGAUGACAUCUUCCCUAACUGGGAAGUCAUGCCAAACCCGCCCAUCACUCGGCUGUCCAGCUCGGAUGCAGGGUCCUGGACCUGUUAAGUUUCCAGGAAGCACCCAGAAGACCAUUGGGAGGGGAGAAGGUUGUCAGAUAACGAUUGUCUUCCUAAUAUGCAAGUUCUCACUUCCUGCUUCCAGCGUCAGCUGUUUUGGCCUUGGUUUUACUCCUGGCUAAGGGGAAGUUGCAUGCUGUCUCCUGGACUUCGUCCUAGGUAGCUCUGGCUUCCUUGCAGCCCACAGAACCCUGAGAUUUGCUGAGAUGCCAGCAAAAGCUCAUUUGGGUUUUGGCAGUCUGGGCAAGUUGCCCAUUUCUAGGUUUGUGGUGAUGGAGGGGAGGUUGAGAGGUACAGACCAAGUCCCCUGUGGCUGCAGGCAGCUCGGGCCGGGUCCCGAGGAUCCUCCUCACCACAGUCAUGUGCCUUAGUAACUAUGCCCAGAACAUGGCCUCAGUGUCGCUGCUUCUCCUACUCUGCUCUCUUCUCCAGGCUCUUCAGUCAUUGCUGACAAGCCACUCUGUCUUUCCUCCAGAACUAAGGACACCCCGGCUUUACCAGCUGAUGUGAGUUGGUGGGUACCCAGAAGCCUGAGAUGUAGGCCCUGGAGCGUGAAAGUGCUGGCAUUGAAGGGGUACUCCGGGCAUUGUGCUGAACCCUCCUAUGGCAUUGAAUGCCUGGGUAGCUGAACCAGGCUUCUCCCUCUUUCAUUCUUUCUUUUCCUCCAGCCUCAAAGCUGGAACACGUCAGCCAAUUCUGGACUGCACCUCUGAUAUUCCUUCCCUGAGCCUCUCUGGGGUGGUGAAAAUAAGCCCAGUGUAUUUAUAGUUUCUGACCUAACAGGUUAGCUCCAGGCAUCAGUGGCCUCAAAUAGGGGAAUGGUGUCCCCUAGCCCACUGCCUCCACUUACAAAGCACUUUAGUCCCUGCCAUGCCUGGCUUCCUGCCACCCUCGUCUCCUUUCCUCUCAGGGUAAGGGCAGUACCUGCUUCCCUGUUGGCCACUCCCACAUCCCCCCAUCCAGGAGGCCAGUCUAUUGUGCCCAGUGUCCAGGGAAGUGUGGUUGGCUAGGAGGUGCUAGAACAGAAGACUAAAUGGAGACAGUACACACUUCUUAGCAAUUGCUGUCAUAUACCACCUGGGGGGGGCUCCAAGGCCCCAAGCCACCGCACAAUGACUGUCCUUUACCCUCAGUGGUGCCCACCCUCCUCAAGAGAGACGUGAAGUGGAGGGCAGGAGUCUGCUGAAGGAGCCUUCCUCUUCUGCUUACUGUCCUAAAAAAAUCUGAAUUCUGCUCUAGGAGGUUUUAAAAGAAAAAUGGAAGAUCUUUCCCUUUUUUGUGUCUUUACUCUGGGUUUUUGCCCCUUAACAGAUUGCACUUUUUGUUUUGGAGUUAUUUAGCCACAUAGGUGACUGGCUUGACCCUUGGGUAAAAGAACCUCCUGGAGCCACCUUCCCUCUCCCCACCCAUUAACCUGCUCUCUGGGGAUCACAAGCCCAGGCUCAUCUAACCGGAGGACAAAAGGGCCAUGUCCCCAUCCUCCUGUCACUAGUUUUGAGAUCUGUUCUUGGAGUUCCCACCUACUGCUGCUGGCAUCUGCCACUUCUUCCUAUGUUUCUCUUUCUUCUAAAGCAAUUUCUUAACCCUCAGCCAUGUUCUGUGGCUUUGGGGGCAUCUGGACCUUGUCCCUUACAGAAGGAUAGGGGGGACUUAAAUUGCCUUGAGGUGGAGCAGGUGGAGCCCGGCUAGAAGCAGGGUCAGUGGCAGGUGCAAGGCUGUUGGGCAAGAAGAUGCUUAGAGCGAGUGGAAGGAGCUGUGCAGCCUGCUUUGCUGGGCUCACCUCUGGGGGCAUCCUGCAGACUUGUCCAGACGACAGUCAGCACCAGAGGACUUUUACACCGAGCUUUGCUUGGUUGGUUUUGAUUUGGGAGAUAUUUUUGUUCUGUCUCAAUGCAGGUUUUAUAUCCUGGUGACAGUCUUAUCAAUUUUCAAGGGCCAGAAUGGUGAAAUAAAUAAAACUGAAAAUUCCGUCCCUCCAUGCCUUAGUUUAACAGGUAGGCUCUAUCUGCCCAGUUCUGUAUUUUGUGUGCCGUUUCUGUGUUCCUGUUUCACUGAGUGAGAACCGUGAAAUGGGUGGAGUCCUGACCACUUUGUGGAUUUGUUUGCUUUUAUAAGGCAUUUCAAUGUACAUUCUACAAGCACUCCAUUUGCAAAAGAAUUUAAAGUCUUCCCCAUUCAUCUUGCCCUCCUCCCCAACUCCCAGCUUUACAGUUCUAUAGAGAAGCCAGACUACAAGACAAAGGUAUACUUUUCCUGCUUUGUGAGUGGCUGAAUGGGGAUAGAUGGCGCCUUUUUCCUCCCAAUCCUAUCAGAGCUCCUGAAACACUUGGCUUCCUACAUAACAAUGUCUCCUCUGUUUCUGAGGAACAUUCCAGAAUAGAAAGUGGAAUAUGCUGCAGACAUUUCUAGAUCCUUGUUCCCUUCCUCCUCCUCAAUAGCAAAGAGGGGCUAAAAGGAACACACAUAGCCAGCCUACUACACAGCUUAAUUCCAGGUACCUUGUGCCUGACAGUAUGGCUGGAGCCUCUCCUUGUGGGGCCUGCUAGGUCUUCUGCAGCCUUUAGAGAAUAUUUUCUUGGCAGAUGUUUAGGCUGAGUGAUGUGGCAGCUGGUUCCCUGGAAAGCCAAAAGUGGUGGGGCCAGUUUUUCUGAGAUGGGACUGAAUUUCCAGCUGAAAACCUAGUAGAGUUUUGAACUAAAAGCCUCCCCCCCCCAAAAAAAAAAGACCCUCUCCCAAUAGCAGAGUUUACCAGGGGAGAUGUGGGGAAAGAGCGCUUAGAUUGCCAAGUAGGGAGUGGAGAUGGCUGUGGGCUGCAUGGCUGUAUGCACACUGGCCUGGCUUCUUAAGGAUGUGCACCACUAUGGGAUCCUUUGCAGAAUGGUACUCAUAUAAUGGUUUAAAACAACACAUGCAUAAUCGACUGUGCAGGAUGUCAAUCAAUCUGGGUUUGCUUUAUUUUAUUUUUUAUAUAUAUUUUUUGGUAUCCUGUACAUUGCAGUGGGUAUGAAGAUAGUAUUUUAAUAUUUGUACAAAGUUUAAUUUAAUUUUAAUUGUUCUAUGUAUAUAACUGCAUUUCUAAAUAAUAAUAAAAGUUCUUAUGAAGGCA